This is a messenger RNA of Penicillium oxalicum, 405 nucleotides long. Its product is annotated as cytochrome c oxidase assembly protein COX16. The transcript has 2 exons. Lineage: Eukaryota; Fungi; Ascomycota; Eurotiomycetes; Eurotiales; Aspergillaceae. Gene Ontology annotation, biological process: mitochondrial respiratory chain complex IV assembly. Bases 1 to 405 code for a protein of 134 amino acids. Gene Ontology annotation, cellular component: mitochondrial inner membrane. The record is from RefSeq and is a predicted model, not a curated record.
AUGCCUACUUUCCAGUCUAAAACGUUCCGUCGAGCGACGACCGCAUCCUCAUCGCUGGGAGAGCGUCUGGGAGCCCUCUAUCGAGCUCGCCUCACGCGGCACCCCUUUAUGCUUUUUGGUCUUCCCUUUAUUGCUGUGAUUGUGGCCGGAUCCUUCGUUCUCACGCCCGCAGCUGCUCUUCGGUACGAACGAUAUGAUCGCAAGGUCCAGCAAUUGAGCAAAGAGGAGGCCUUUGAACUCGGUCUGAAGGGACCCGACGGUGAAGAAGGAAUCAAACGGAAUCCGCGUCGCCGAAUUAUUGGUGACGAGCGAGAGGAGUACUACAGACUGAUGGCGAAGGAUUUGGACAACUGGGAACAAAAGCGCGUGAAGCGAUUCGAGGGUGAGCCGGAUGGGCGACUGUGA